Messenger RNA from Pogonomyrmex barbatus (red harvester ant), 1850 nucleotides. RefSeq names its product COP9 signalosome subunit 4 (gene CSN4). Lineage: Eukaryota; Metazoa; Arthropoda; Insecta; Hymenoptera; Formicidae. Gene Ontology annotation, cellular component: COP9 signalosome; cytosol. The record is from RefSeq and is a predicted model, not a curated record.
AAACGUAAAUUUAUUCGCUCUCUCGUCUUUUUUCUAUAUAGAAAUUAGCAGUAGCAACAGUGGCAGGUGAAAUCAUCGCGAGAGAAGAUGGUGGUGACGGUAGCUUCCGUACGUCAACAACUCAGUAAUCUGGCGCAUUCCGGCGGUUCCCACAAAGAUCAGGCCGAAAAAUACCGUUCGACUCUGGACAUGAUAUUGUUAUCUUCCGGCGAGGAACUAGUCGAUGCCCUGAAGACGUUCAUCGAAGCAAUUGUGAAUGAAAAUGUGAGUCUGGUAAUCUCGAGACAAGUAUUGACUGAUGUGAGCAGCCGUUUACUGUUUUUACCCGAUGAAAUAUCAAAGGCUGUUUCACAUUAUACUCUAGACAAGGUUCAACCACGUGUAAUCUCCUUUGAAGAACAGGUCGCUAGUAUAAGACAACAUUUAGCUGAUAUUUAUGAACGUAAUCAUAACUGGCGAGAAGCUGCAAAUGUUUUAGUUGGCAUACCACUAGAAACAGGACAAAAGCAGUACACUAUUGACUACAAGCUUGAAACUUAUCUUAAAAUUGCUAGAUUAUACUUGGAAGACGAUGAUCCAGUACAGGCUGAGGCAUUUAUCAAUCGAGCAUCACUUUUACAGGCCGAAUCUAAAAACGAACAAUUACAAAUCUAUUACAAAGUAUGUUAUGCAAGAGUAUUAGAUUAUAGAAGAAAGUUUAUAGAGGCAGCUCAAAGGUACAAUGAGUUAUCAUAUAGAUCCAUUAUUCACGAAGACGAACGCAUGACUGCUCUUAGAAAUGCAUUAAUUUGCACAGUAUUGGCUUCUGCAGGACAACAAAGAAGUCGAAUGUUGGCCACGUUAUUCAAAGACGAACGCUGCCAGCAACUCCCUGCUUAUUCCAUUCUUGAGAAGAUGUAUUUGGACCGUAUUAUUCGGCGUUCCGAAUUGCAGGAGUUUGAAGCAUUAUUGCAACCUCAUCAGAAAGCAUGCACUAUCGAUGGCUUAGGCUCCACUAUACUCGACCGUGCCGUAAUCGAGCAUAAUUUAUUAUCCGCUAGUAAAUUAUACAACAAUAUAUCGUUUGAAGAAUUAGGCGCAUUGUUGGAUAUUCCACCUACUAAAGCGGAGAAGAUUGCUAGCCAAAUGAUUACUGAGGGCAGAAUGAAUGGAUAUAUAGAUCAAAUCGAUUCCAUAGUACAUUUUGAAACACGUGAAACUUUACCAACCUGGGAUAAGCAAAUACAAUCGUUAUGUUACCAGGUAAAUCAAAUAAUCGAGAAGAUAGCUCAAACAGAACCGGAAUGGAUAGCAAAAGCAAUGGAAGAUCAGAUGGUGCAUUAAUAGAUUUUAUUUAACAUGGAAAAAUGUCACUAAGAAAUACGGGAAUCAUUUGAGAAAUGUACACGAUAACACAAUCAGCCAAAAUAAUAAAUAUUUAUAUUAUAGCUCAUUGUCGAGAUACAAAUGUCAUUCAAUGCACGUAAUUCAUUACUUUCUACAUAAAAUCAAUCAUUCAAGUUCUAGAAAUGUAUUCACAUUGUUUCUAAAAUUGACAGUAGCCAGUAUUGUACAUUUAAAAUACACUGUACAUUCGCGUGUAUAUUCUUAAAUGUUCUGUAAUUUCGUAAUGCUUAUUAAAAAGUUUAACUGAAAAUUGAUAUCAUUUUGCAUAUGCAAGUGAAUUAAAAAAUUUGCUUUAAAAAAAGAAAAAAAAAGAAGAAGAAAAGGUAAAAGGAUUAUUUGCAGUCAAUUUAGAUAAACAUAGACGAGGAAAAAAACAAUGUAAGUUCUUCUUGUAAAUAAAUCACAUUCGUACUUUAUGUAUAUUUUGUAUUGAAUCCAUAAAUAUUCUGUAAGGAUCGUUCAGG